This is a messenger RNA of Prunus dulcis (almond), 1553 nucleotides long. Its product is annotated as putative FBD-associated F-box protein At1g61330. The coding region runs from base 1 to 1353 and encodes 450 amino acids. The transcript has 5 exons. Lineage: Eukaryota; Viridiplantae; Streptophyta; Magnoliopsida; Rosales; Rosaceae. Gene Ontology annotation, molecular function: protein binding. The record is from RefSeq and is a predicted model, not a curated record.
AUGGAGAAUCGAAAGGCCCCAGUUUCUAAAGGCGUGGAACAAAAGGGAAAUGAUCAGGACAACUUAUGGAAUUUGCCCAAUGAUAUUCUGGAUCAGAUUCUGUCUCUCUUGCCCUUAAAGGAAGCUGUAGCAACUAGUGUACUUUCUCGCAAGUGGCGAUAUGUUUGGACUUCUUGUCUGGUGCUUGAUUUUGAUUUUGAGAAGAAUAUGAAGCCUUUAACCCAUUGCAGCCGUUACCAAGACCAAGAUUCCGAAGAUAAGGAAUGUUGGAGAUAUGUAAAUUGGGUGGAUAGUGUGGUGAAGAUGCAUACAGGCCCAACCAUUGAGAAAUUUAGGGUAUGUUUCCCUUUGGAUUUUUCUUUCACACCUUUCAUUGACAGGUGGGUCCAAUUUGCACUAAAGAAAUGGGUUCAGGAUCUUGUGCUAGACUUUUCUGCACAAUCACACAAAUUGUUACAUUUGGGAAAUGGGUUUUCUAAAGCUUCUGGUUUCAGUAAAUUUCGGGCUCUCAAAAAUCUUUCUUUGAAUAGCAUUGGGGUGACCAGGGGAGAUAUUGGGUUUGUGUUGUUAACCUGCCCUUGUCUUGAGCAAUUGAAAGUUUCUAACUGCCGAAAUCUGACAAGUGUUACUAUUGUGGGCUCACAUUUUGCUUUGAAAUUGAAGUCUUUAGCUAUAGAAUGUUGGCAUAGUAUGGACAGCAUCGAGAUUUUGGACGCAAAUCUUGUAUCAUUUUCCUAUUCUGGGAAUCCUUUGAAAUUGGUGCUGAGCAAUGUCCCGUUGCUCGUUGUAGUGUCGAUAUCAGAGCGUGACAGCAUCCUUACUGAUGAUUACAGGGGUCUGAUAUUCAAUCAACUUUCAGGCUGUCUUUCUCAGCUCCAUACUCUUGGAUUAGAUUUGAAUGGAAUGGUUGAUAUGGAAGUAUUUUCUGUUCAAACAUUAGCAAAUAUCAAGCAUCUGGAAUUGGAAGUGUUGGGAGAGGAUAUUCUGAUUCUUGAACAAAUAAAUUGUUUCAUGAAAGCAUGUUCUUACCUGGAGAAGCUUGUGCUAAAGAUGCAAUUCAUAUUUCCAGAAGUAAAUCUUAAGGAGGCUUCUAACACUUGCUCCCAUCAUCACCUGGAGGUUGUGGAAAUUGUUGGGUAUCGUGGUCGUCAAAGUGCUGUCAAAAUUCUCAUGCUCUUGAUGGAGACUGCUGUUUCUCUUAAGAAGGUUGUGAUAAAUCCUGUCCGACAAUUAAUUCGUGGUGAAUCAGUGGAUGACAGUGAUGUAGUGAUGGAGGAAGAAGAGGCAAGACGACAUGCUUUACAUGAGCUUAGAAGGGAAGUGCCUGCUGCUAUAAUUUUCGGAUGCCUCUAGCUCUAGUUAAUAAUACUACUUUACUUUCUGUUUGGCAAAUAUAUUGUAUGCAAUGUACAUGUCACUGGUUUUAGAUAUACCAAGCAUCCUUUGUAGUAUCUUACUGUACAACUAAGAGGUGUUAAGGGUUUUUGGACCUGUACAUGUACCCUUCAGAAUUUAGAUGUGUACCUGAUAUAAGAGAGAUGGAAUUUUCUGUU